UUAAUAAAAUAUAAAGGAAACCGCAACCACCCUCCUCCCUCAGCCUCAGCGGUUGGUCUCUGUGAGAGAGAGAGAGACAUCUGGACUGUGUCGAUUAUCAUUUCUUGAAGCAAACGACGACGUCACAUCGACUCACUGUUUACUCAUCUUUAAGACAUCAGAUCUCUGCUUCCAUAUUAGGUCUCUUUCUUUCUUAUAUAUCUCCCUUCCUGUCCCCGUUUUCCCCUCCACACAUAUCACUCAUAUAUAGUUGCUCCCUCUCUCUCAUACGCUUCAGUCAGACACGCAUUCACUCGAUCCAUGAGAUUUCUGUAGAUUUGCUUCUUUGAUCGCUUGAUUUUUUCAUUUCUGUUCGAGGCAAUGGGGGUGGAUUCUGGACCUGUCACACCCGGACAGGUGUCAUUCUUGCUUGGAAUCAUCCCAGUGUUUGUUGCAUGGCUAUACGCCGAGUGGUUGGAAUGUAAGAAGUCAUCAUCACCUUCUAAAGUUCAUUCAGACAGUAAUCUUGAUGAAUUGGAUAAUGAUACCACCAAAGACGAUGAGCGCACAGUGUUGAUGGAAGGAGGUCUUAGUAAAUCAACUUCUUCAAAGUUUUCCAGUCCAUCUAUUAAAACAAACUUAAUUAGGUUUCUCACCAUGGAGGACUCCUUUUUACUUGAAAAUAGACUACUUUUAAGGGCAAUGGCUGAAUUUGGGGGAAUUUUAUUCUAUUUUUACAUAUGCGAUCGGACAAACUUUUUUGCAGAUUCUACCAAGAGCUACAACCGCGAUCUAUUUCUCUUCCUUUACAUUCUUCUCAUCAUAACUUCAGCAAUGACUUCUCUGAAGAAACACCAUGACAAAUCAGCUUUUUCGGGGAAAUCCAUUCUCUACCUCAAUCGCCAUCAGACUGAAGAGUGGAAAGGAUGGAUGCAGGUUUUGUUUUUAAUGUACCAUUACUUCGCCGCAACGGAGAUCUACAAUGCAAUUCGUGUUUUUAUUGCUGCAUAUGUAUGGAUGACUGGGUUCGGAAACUUCUCGUAUUAUUAUAUCCGCAAAGAUUUUAGCGUUGCUCGAUUUGCUCAGGUGACAUUAUACUUUGUGCUAUUUUUACCUUUCUUCUUUCUUCGGUUUCUUAACAGUGUUAAAAGUUUGAAUGUGUUCUUUAUGCAGAUGAUGUGGAGGCUCAACUUUUUUGUUGCAUUUUGUUGUAUUGUUCUUAACAACGACUAUAUGCUGUACUAUAUCUGCCCAAUGCAUACCCUCUUCACACUUAUGGUGUAUGGGGCCCUUGGGAUUGGCUACAACUAUAAUGAGAUAAGAUCAGUUAUGGCUCUGAAGAUUUUAAUGUGCUUUGUUGUGGUUAUAUUUGUAUGGGAAGUCCCUGGAGUUUUUGACAUUUUAUGGAGUCCUUUCACUUUUGUUUUAGGAUAUACUGAUCCUGCGAAACCAGAUCUUCCUCGACUUCAUGAGUGGCAUUUUAGGUCUGGGCUAGAUCGCUAUAUAUGGAUAAUUGGAAUGAUCUAUGCCUAUUUUCACCCAAAUGUUGAAAAGUGGAUGGAGAAAUUGGAAGAAUCUGAGACCAAGCGGAGACGCACAAUCAAGACAUUCAUUGUGACUGUUGCCUUAGUGGUGGGUUACUUGUGGUACGAAUACAUUUACAAGCUGGACAAGGUUGCAUAUAACAAGCUCCAUCCAUACACAUCAUGGAUUCCGAUAACUGUCUAUAUUUGUUUGCGGAAUUUCUCUCAGGAGCUUCGGAAUUUUUCAUUGACCCUCUUUGCGUGGCUCGGCAAAAUUACUCUGGAAACCUAUAUUUCCCAGUUUCACAUCUGGCUAAGGUCAAAUGUGCCCAAUGGGCAGCCUAAAUGGCUACUCUCAUUUAUUCCAGAUUAUCCUUUGCUCAACUUCAUGCUGACAACUGCCAUCUACACUUUGAUAUCAUAUCGGCUUUUUGAGCUCACAAAUACACUCAAGUCGGCUUUUAUACCCACAAGGGACAAUCAGAAACUAUUUUAUAAUUUUGUUGCCGGAGUUGUCAUCUCAGUGUGUUUAUAUUGUAUUUCAUGCAUCCUUGUUCAGAUCCCUCAUUAGUGAGCCUCUGCAUAAAGAGCUGUGAAGGCUUAGUCAGAAAAACUUGGUGAACAUAUAAAUGGAAUAUACAUGGAGGUUCUGGGACCUGAACGUUCUUGUCUCAGACAUAUCUGGUGAGGCUACCAUGUCUAACAAUUUUGUGGAAAAUCGUCACGUACCCUUGAUUUUAGUCACAGAACAUGUACAUUCAUUUUUACCGGGAAUUUUAACAUGAAAAACAGAAAUGGCAAAGUGCUUGUAGCUUGUAAGUGGUUUUUUCCACGCUUAUAUUCAUAUUCUUUGAUCUUCUUUUUCUCUGUAUCCUCCCCUUCAUUCCCUGUUGUGUUGCGGUGGUGCAAAAUAUUGUAACCGGUAACCGGUAACCGGUCAACAAGGAACAAGCUAUGCAGAUUUUUCUCUGCAAUCAUAUUCUGAUAAAUUGCUAAAGCAUAUAUUAUGAAGAAUGUGAGAUUUGUUUA
Molecule: messenger RNA, 2531 nt
Organism: Sesamum indicum (sesame)
Lineage: Eukaryota; Viridiplantae; Streptophyta; Magnoliopsida; Lamiales; Pedaliaceae
Product: protein REDUCED WALL ACETYLATION 3
Biological process (GO): xyloglucan metabolic process; plant-type secondary cell wall biogenesis; xylan biosynthetic process
Cellular component (GO): Golgi apparatus
Molecular function (GO): acetyltransferase activity
Source: RefSeq, a predicted model, not a curated record